Molecule: messenger RNA, 1447 nt
Organism: Corticium candelabrum
Lineage: Eukaryota; Metazoa; Porifera; Homoscleromorpha; Homosclerophorida; Plakinidae
Product: vacuolar protein-sorting-associated protein 36-like
Exons: 15
Coding region: 4-1164 (386 amino acids)
Biological process (GO): protein transport to vacuole involved in ubiquitin-dependent protein catabolic process via the multivesicular body sorting pathway
Cellular component (GO): ESCRT II complex; late endosome membrane
Molecular function (GO): ubiquitin binding; phosphatidylinositol-3-phosphate binding
Source: RefSeq, a predicted model, not a curated record
UCAAUGGAUAGGUUCAUUUGGACAGAUGGAAUAUUUCUCGCAUUCGAGAAGCCUACUAUUCAGCAGCCUGGUGUAAGGAUAUACGACGGAGAAAACAAAACUGCGUUUGAUUCUGGAACACUGAGACUGACAUCUCACAGAGUAAUGUGGGACGAUGAUGAAAAUGAAGGUCGUGCUUUGGCUCUACACCACUCGUUGGUGAAGAGACUUGAAGAGUCAGCGUCUACUUUCACUAGAAGUGCAAAAAUUAUAGUUCAUCUUGAUGCACCACUAUCUCGCUGUGAACAAGGCCCAUGUGUGCAAAGUCAAUUUUCCUACAUCAGGCUGUCAUUCAAGAAAGGUGGACAAGCAGACUUCUACUCUUUAUACAAGCAAGAGCUACUGAACAAAGCAUGGGAAAUUAUUCAGAAACCAACCGAAGAAAGGGCAGGACAAAAAGAAACAAAACCAAGUGGGAGAUUUCGAGCAGGUAUAGUCGGGAUAGAGCGAAGCAUGCAAGAGAAGAAACGAGCUACUGACAAACAGAUGUCACAGGCUUUCCAAGAUCUCGACAAACUCAUUGAAAGGGCCAAAGAUAUGGUGACGCUCGCAGACAGAUUUGCAUCAAAGCUCGAAGAGAAGCAAGGAGCUGUUUCAGAAGAUGAGACGGUGGCGUUUAAGUCCUACCUUCUCAGUAUUGGCAUUGCAAACCCUGUGACAAGAGAAACCCAUGGGUCAGGAGGAGCAUAUCACAGAGAACUUGCAAAACAACUCGCUCAGUUUUUGAAGAAUCUUUUGCAGGAGAGUGGUGGCAUCAUGAGUUUAGCCGACGUUUAUUGUCGUUUCAAUCGUGCAAGAGGAAUGGAGUUGGUGUCCCCAGAUGACGUCUCUAGCGCUUGUAAACUGUUUGAACAUCUACGUUUACCACUGAGGUUAAAAAAGUUUGACAGUGGAGUACUAGUGGUUGAGCUCGUGUCACACAGCGAGGACGCAGUAAUUGGAGACACAAGACAGUUGGCAGAAAGGAAUGGUUCUCUUACUGCUGAAGAACUUGCUCGAAUAGUGAGUAUUUCGGUGUUACUUGCAAAGGAGAGGCUUCUACUGGCAGAACGCAAAGGGCAGUUAUGUCGUGAUGAUUCUAUUGAGGGUUUAAAAUUCUAUCCUAAUCGUUUUACUAGAGCUUGAAUAAUUGUGAUAUGUAUAGCUAUUGCAAUUGCCUGUUGACUAUAAUUUAAUUAUGAAUUUAAGGAACAUUUGCUUUUAGACUGUGUUGCUUUGUCAGUGUUCCAAAUUUUAUGGCGGAAGUAGUCGUCACCUUGGCAACAAAAUUUUCAGUCGCCAAGGAGUUUAGGACUGUUACAUAUAUUUCAUAAAUAUCAAAUAGUGAUACUGAUUGUUCUGGUAAGUAAACAAUAUCCCAGGACCCCAGAAGUGCCACCCCCAGCCCAACCUUAGCAAUUUCACUAUU